Molecule: messenger RNA, 9607 nt
Organism: Ochotona princeps (American pika)
Lineage: Eukaryota; Metazoa; Chordata; Mammalia; Lagomorpha; Ochotonidae
Gene: PRRC2C
Product: proline rich coiled-coil 2C
Exons: 35
Coding region: 249-8774 (2841 amino acids)
Biological process (GO): cell differentiation
Source: RefSeq, a predicted model, not a curated record
GGGGCUGGCUAGCCGCCAUCUUGCUUCUUGUUCUCGCUUGCUCGCUUCCCUUUCGGGAAGGCGGAGAAAGUGCUCGGGCGUUUGUGCAUCGGCGGCGUCGGCUUUCCUCUGCGGCCGCGCGCGGAGCCCCCGGCCCCUUCCUUCGCUCAGAGCUCGCCUCGGCCUCCAAGCGCGCCAACCGGUGCAUCUUAAAGACUGGUUUUAAGGGGUGUGGCAGGAGGCUGUGGACUCGAUGAGUUUCUACUGAAAUGUCGGAGAAGUCAGGCCAGAGCACGAAAGCGAAGGAUGGGAAAAAAUAUGCGACACUCAGUUUGUUUAAUACUUACAAGGGAAAAUCAUUAGAAACUCAGAAAACUACAGUUGCAGCUCGACAUGGAUUACAAAGUCUUGGAAAAGUUGGUAUUUCAAGGCGCAUGCCUCCACCUGCUAAUCUCCCAAGUCUCAAAGCGGAAAACAAAGGCAACGAUCCUAAUGUGAACAUUGUACCUAAAGAUGGCUCAGGCUGGGCAUCAAAACAAGAGCCACACGAAGAAGAGAAAAUGCCAGAAGUGCCACCAGCACAGCCAAAACCUGGAGUUGCAGCUCCCCCAGAAGUAGCACCUGCUCCCAAGUCAUGGGCCAGUAACAAGCAAGGUGGGCAAGGAGAUGGAAUCCAAGUGAACAGUCAAUUUCAGCAAGAGUUUCCUAGCCUGCAGGCAGCUGGGGAUCAAGAAAAAAAAGAAAAAGAAUCGAAUGAUGACAGCUAUGGACCUGGACCCAGUUUACGCCCACCAAAUGUUGCUUGUUGGAGAGAUGGUGGCAAAUCUGCUGGUUCACCUUCAUCUGAUCAAGAUGAGAAGCUGCCUGGCCAGGAUGAUAGCACAAAUGGGACAUCGGAACAAAGUGACAUCCUCAAGGUUGUGGAAAAGAGGAUCGCUUGUGGCCCUCCACAGGCUAAACUGAAUGGACAGCCAGGUGGUCUUCCUUCUCAGUAUAGAGCCAUGAUGCCUCCUUAUAUGUUUCAGCAGUAUCCAAGGAUGGCAUAUCCUCCUCUACAUGGCCCGAUGAGAUUUCCCCCAUCUUUGUCUGAAACAAACAAAGGCCUUCGAGGCAGAGGCCCACCUCCCUCCUGGGCCUCUGAGCCUGAGCGCCCGUCCAUCCUUAGUGCGUCAGAACUGAAGGAGCUUGAUAAGUUUGAUAACCUGGAUGCUGAAGCGGACGAAGGCUGGGCAGGUGCUCAGAUGGAAGUAGAUUAUACAGAACAGCUGAAUUUCAGCGAUGAUGAUGAACAAGGAAGUAGUAGUCCUAAGGAGAACAGCAGUGAAGAGCAAGGGCCGAAAUCCUCAGAAAACACUGAAAAUCGUAAAGAAGCAGAUGAAGGUUGCAGCCCUAAACCGUCUCAGGCAGCUGCCCAGUUGCCAGCCACGAAGGGUUCCUAUGGAAAAGCACCUCCCUCUAAUCAGGAGCGUGGACUAUCUUCACAUCUACCACCACCUCCAAAGUUGCUUGCACAGCAGCAUCCCCCUCCAGAUAGGCAGGCAGUACCUGGAAGACCAGGCCCUUUUCCCCCUAAGCAGCAAGUGCCUGAUGAGGGUGAAAUCUGGAAGCAAAGGCGAAGACAACAGUCAGAAAUUUCCGCUGCAGUGGAACGUGCGCGGAAACGGCGUGAAGAGGAAGAACGACGGAUGGAGGAGCAGAGGAAGGCAGCGUGUGCGGAGAAGCUGAAACGCCUGGAUGAGAAGCGUGCCAUCGUGGAAAAACAACCACCUCCUGAGGAACUUAGGGAAAGGGAGCGAGAGAAAGAGCUUGAAAGAGAACAAGAACAAGAGCGAGAGAAAGAGAGAGAAAAGGAGAGGCAGCAGGAAAAAGAGAGAGAGCUGGAGAAGGAGCAGGAAAAGCAAAAAGAAACGGAGAAGGAAAGAAAACAAGAGAAAGAGAAAGAACUAGAAUGGCGAAGAGAAAAGGAAAAAGACCUAGAGAAAAUGAAAGAACAGGAAAAGAAAUGUGAAUUGGAGAAGGAAAAAGAGAAAGUAGAGGAAAAAACAGAGCUCAAAGAGUCUACAAUAGAGCCUGUGGUAGAAAAACAAGAAAAUGAAAACAUCUGUAAUAAAGAGGAGGAGCCGUUACUCAGUAAACAAAGCAGCAGUCGCAGUGAGAAGGAGCCGGCGCCAGCGGCUCAGGAGGCAGAAGCAGAAUCAGGCUCCCAGCCUCGGCCGGCAGUGCUGCCUGGCCAUUUCAAGCAGUUUCAGAAAUCUUUGCCACCACGAUUUCAGCGACAGCAGGAGCAGAUGAAGCAGCAGCAGUGGCAGCAGCAGCAGCAGCAGCAGCAGCAGCAGCAAGGCGUCCUCCCACAAACCGUUUCUUCGCAGCCCUCCAGUGGCGCCGUCCCUCCUCCAGCACACAGGCCUCUUUAUCAGGCCAUGCAGCCUCACCCUCAACAUUUGGCAUCUAUGGGUUUUGAUCCAAGGUGGCUCAUGAUGCAGUCCUAUAUGGAUCCCCGAAUGAUGUCUGGAAGACCUGCAAUGGAUAUUGCACCCAUUCAUCCUGGAAUGAUUCCUCCAAAGCCAUUAAUGAGAAGAGACCAGAUGGAAGGCUCAGCCAACAAUUCUGAAUCAUUUGAGCACAUGGCUAGGUCUCCAAGAGAUCACGCCACUUCCCUUUCUGAGCCUCGUGUGAUGUGGGGGUCUGAGCCGUAUCCGCAGGCUGAGCCUCCGCAGGGAAGCCCGCCCACGGCAGCAGGGGAGUCUGAGAGUGGAAGGCCUGAAGCUACACAAGACCAGGAACAGAUCACUGCUGUUUACCCUGGAGAGCACAGUCACUCAGAGUCUCAUCCAAAAGCGGAUGUUGUCGGAGAGUCAAAUGAAACAGAAACACAGAAGUCUUUAAGCAGAUCUGUGGAAGACAUUAGACUUCAUCAUACUGAUGCAAGUGAUCAGUCUGUGGAUCCGAAGACUUUAUCCACUCCUCCAGAAGAUCGGGUUUCAGCUGUAGAAAGUCAGCCCACCCGGAAACGAAGUGUUUCCCAUGGAUCUAACCAUACUCAGAAGCCAGAAGAGCAAAGAAGUGAGCCGUCUGUAAGCAUUCCUAAAGCAAGUAUCAGAUGUAUUGAUUCAAAAGAACCAGCAGAAAGGCCAGAGGAUAAACCAAGGAAGGAGGGCUUCAUUCGCUCUUCUGAAGGACCAAAACCUGAAAAACUAUAUAAAUCUAAAUCAGAAACUCGUUGGGGUCCCAGGCCUAAUUCCAGUAGAAGGGAAGAAGGCACUGAUAGGCCAGUAAGAAGAUCGGGCCCCAUUAAAAAACCUGUACUUAGGGACAUGAAAGAAGAGCGAGAGCUAAGGAAGGAGAAAGAAGGAGAAAAGGUGGAAAAGGGCCUUGAAAAAGUGAUAAAAGUGGAAAAGACAGAAAAAAAGGACCUUCCUCCUCCACUCCCACCAGCACCAGUUCAACCACAGUCAGUUACACCCCCGACUCAACCAGAACCUGAAAAAUGUUCUUCCACUGAAAUUUCAGCUUCGACUCAGAAAGCAUCCCAAGACAUCGAGAAACCUUUGGAGCCUGUGAGCAGUGUUCAAGUAGAGCCUGCAGUUAAAACUGUGAACCAACAAAAUGCAGCACCAGUAGUCCGAGAAGAAAAGCAGCCUGAGAAAAUCGUCAGCAAAGAGGCUGUUGUAGAGAGACCUCGACCAGAUUCAAGACCUGUAGUUAGAAAAGAAUCAGCUCUGCCACCCAGGACAUACUGGAAAGAAGCUCGAGAGAGAGACUGGUUUCCAGACCAAGGGUACAGAGGUAGAGGCCGAGGUGAAUAUUACUCCCGAGGUCGAAGCUAUCGAGGCUCCUAUGGUGGACGUGGCAGGGGUGGCCGAGGACACACUCGGGAUUAUCCUCCAUAUAGAGACAGUAAGCCAAGAACAGAGCAUGUGCCCUCAGGGCCUCUGAGACCACGAGAGGAAAGUGAAACACGGAGUGAGAGCUCUGAUUUUGAAAUUGUCCCCAAAAGAAGACGUCAGCGGGGUUCAGAGACUGACACAGACAGUGAGGUUCAUGAAAGUGCAAGCGACAAGGAUAGUUUGAGCAAAGGUAAACUUCCUAAAAGAGAGGAGAGGUCUGAAAACAAAAAACCUAUAAAGCCUCCUCAGUCCUCUUUCAAGCCAGAAAGUAAUGUCCGUUUAGAUAAUAGGCUGCCAGAGAAGCCUUGUGUGAGAGAAGAUGAUAAAUCUAAACCAAGCUUCCUUCCUAAAGGGGAGCCUACAAGGCGUGGCAGAGGAGGAACUUUCAGACGUGGUGGACGGGAUCCUGGAGCUCGUCCGUCACGCCCUUCUACCUUACGCAGACCUGCUUAUCGGGACAAUCAGUGGAACCCCAGACAAGCAGAAGCUCCUAAACCAGAAGAUGGAGAACAGCCAAGAAGACAUGAACAGUUUAUUCCUAUUCCAGCUGAUAAACGACCUCCAAAGUUUGACCGAAAGUUUGACCCUGCUAGAGAGAGGCCCCGCAGGCAGCGUCCUACCCGACCACCAAGGCAAGAUAAGCCUCCUCGCUUUAGAAGACUAAGAGAGAAGGAGGCUGCUUCAAAGACAAAUGACAGAUCAGUGUCCACAAGUGGAACAGUUAGUAAUGCGGUUCUAGAACCAGUAAAUACUACUGGAGAUACUUCUGGAACUAAGACACCAGACUUAUCUAACCAGAAUUCUUCAGAUCAAGCAAAUGAAGAAUGGGAAACAGCUUCUGAAAGCAGUGAUUUCAAUGAGAGGCGAGAGAGAGAUGAAAAAAAAAAUGCUGAUUUGAUUGCACAAGCCAUUGUAAAAGCAGGAGAUAAUGGUUUGCCUCCAAAGAGAGAGAUAGCCAAGAGGAGUUUCUCUAGUCAGAGGCCUGGAGUAGAUCGCCAGAAUCGACGUGGCAACAGUGGUCCACCCAAAUCGGGAAGAAAUUUCUCUGGUCCUAGGAAUGAAAAAAGAAGUGGCCCACCAUCAAAAAGUGGGAAGAAAGGACCAUUUGAUGACCAGUCUGCAAGCAGUGCAGGUGUUGAUUCUGUCAAUGGCGGCUCUUCACACCACCAGGAAGGAACAGUUAAUGGGACAGGACAAAAGAAUUCCAAAGAGUCUACUGGAAAAAAAAGAGAAGAUCCCAAACCAGGUCCCAAAAAACCAAAAGAGAAAGUAGAUGCCCUGUCACAGUUUGAUCUCAACAAUUAUGCAAGUGUUGUUAUAAUUGAUGAUCAUCCAGAAGUAACAGUUGUUGAAGACCCCCAGUCAAAUCUGAAUGAUGAUGGUUUUACUGAAGUAGUAUCCAAAAAGCAACAGAAACGUUUACAGGAUGAGGAACGGAGGAAGAAAGAAGAACAAGUUAUACAGGUCUGGAACAAAAAGAAUGCAAAUGAAAAAGGAAGAAGUCAGACUUCUAAGCUUCCUCCAAGAUUUGCCAAAAAGCAAGUAGCCGGGACUCAACAAGUACCAUCUCCAGCCUCAGCUCCAGUCCCAGCCCCAACUGUGGUUCCCACACCUGUGUCACCUGCAGCUCCAACUCCGGCCUCAACUUCAGCUCCAGUUUUAACCUCAACAUCAUCUCCAGUUCCAGCCUCAGUUUCCGUUCCAGCCUCUACUUCAGCCACAGCCACAGCCACAGCCACAGCCACAGUCUCUUCUUCAACUCCGGCCUCAGUGUCAGCCCCAGCUCCAACCACUGUAGUUGCCUCUACUUCAGCUCCGGCUCCUAUCCCUAUUCUUACCUCUGCCUCAGUUCCCAUCCUUGCUUCAGCCCUAGCACCAACUUCAGCUUCAACUACCCUCUCAACCCCGCCUCUACCAGCCAUCACAACUCCUGCACCUGUCUCUGUACCGACUGCCUCAGUCUCACUUACCCCAGCCUCGUCCUCCGCCCAAGCCUCCACUACUCCAGCCCAGACUCAGACACAGACCCACAGACCAACCCAGAAUCCAGUGCAAACAACACAGUCUUCAAAACAGCCACCACCUUCGCUUAGGCUGCCUUCAGCUCAGACACCUAAUGGCACGGAUCAUGUCAACCCCGGAAAAUCCAUCCAGACUGCACAAUCACAUGGCGCCCUUGCAGCUGAAUUAUGGGAUAAUAAGGUAGCCCCACCUGCUGUCCUGAAUGACAUCUCUAAGAAAUUAGGUCCCAUUAGCCCACCACAGCCACCUUCAGUCAGUGCAUGGAAUAAACCCCUAACAUCAUUUGGAUCAACUUCAUCAGAGGGAACAAAAAGUCGAGAGAGUGGAGUUGAAAUUGGAAUUGACACAAUCCAGUUUGGAGCUCCAGCUUCAAAUGGGAAUGAAAAUGAAAUUGUUCCUGUGCUUUCGGAAAAAUCUGAAAAAGUACCUGAACCAAAAGAACAACGACAGAAGCAGCCGCGGGCAGGACCUAUUAAAGCCCAGAAGCUUCCAGAUUUGAGUCCUGUAGAAAACAAAGAACAUAAACCUGGUCCUAUUGGAAAGGAGCGUUCCUUAAAAAAUAGAAAAGUAAAAGAUGCCCAACAGGUGGAGCCAGAAGGACAGGAGAAGCCUAACUCUGCCACCAUCAGAAGCACAGAUCCUUCCACAAACAAGGAAAGCAAAGCCGUCCCAGAAAUGUCUGCUGAUAUAGGGACCAUGAUCUCUGUGUCAUCUGCAGAAUACAGCGCCAAUGCAAAGGAGUCUGUAACAGACUAUACCACACCUUCCUCUCUGCCUAACACUGUGGCUACUAACACUGCAAAGAUGGAGGAUACUUUGGUUAAUAAUGUGCCCCUGCCCAACACUCUUCCCCUCCCUAAGAGGGAGACUAUUCAGCAGAGCUCCAGCCUCACUUCAGUCCCUCCCACUACUUUCAGCCUCACCUUCAAGAUGGAGUCUGCACGCAAGGCGUGGGAGAAUUCUCCAAAUGUAAGGGAAAAGGGCUCUCCAGUGACCUCCGCAGCACCACCAAUUGCAAGUGGAGUCAGCAGCAGUGCCAGUGGACCAAGCACUGCUACUUACAAUUCGUUCUCGAGCGCAUCGAUGGCUCAAAUCCCUGUCGCUUCAGUCACUCCUACGACAUCACUAUCAGGAGCUGGUACUUACACUACCUCUUCUCUGAGUACCAAAUCGGCAACAACUUCGGAUCCUCCUAAUAUUUGUAAAGUGAAACCCCAACAAUUACAGACGAGCACCCUGCCCUCUGCAAGUCAUUUUUCACAGUUGAGCUGUAUGCCUUCCCUUAUUGCCCAGCAGCAACAGAGUCCACAAGUCUAUGUGUCUCAGUCUGCAGCAGCUCAAAUACCAGCUUUCUAUAUGGACACAAGUCAUUUAUUCGGUACACAGCAUGCACGAUUAGCUCCACCAUCCUUGGCUCAGCAACAAGGCUUCCAACCAGGCCUCUCUCAGCCAGCAUCAGUUCAGCAGAUUCCAAUUCCUAUUUAUGCACCACUGCAAGGGCAGCAUCAAGCCCAACUGAGUUUGGGGGCUGGACCUGCUGUGACCCAGGCUCAGGAAUUAUUUACUUCUUCGCUUCAACCGUAUCGAUCGCAGCCAGCCUUCAUGCAGAGCGGCCUGUCCCAACCGUCUGUGGUCCUUUCUGGUACUGCUAUCCACAACUUUCCAACUGUCCAGCACCAGGAACUUGCCAAGGCACAAUCAGGUCUUGCCUUUCAACAGACUUCAAAUACUCAGCCAAUUCCUAUAUUGUAUGAACAUCAGCUAGGACAGGCAUCAGGACUUGGCGGUUCCCAGCUGAUUGAUACCCAUCUUCUCCAGGCUAGAGCAAAUCUUACCCAGGCCUCAAAUCUUUAUUCUGGACAAGUACAACAGCCUGGUCAAACAAAUUUUUAUAACACUGCCCAGUCACCGAGUGCUCUCCAGCAGGUAAACUAUGGCAUGGUUACGGUCCCUUUACCAGCAUCUCAGCUUUCCUUGCCUAACUUUGGGUCUACAGGGCAGCCCCUGAUUGCUUUGCCUCAGACUCUCCAGCCCCCAUUACAGCAUAGCACUCCCCAGGCACAGGCGCAGAGCCUGAGCCGGCCUGCACAAGUAAGCCAGCCUUUCAGAGGAUUAAUCCCCGCUGGAACACAGCACAGCAUGCUCGCAACCGCAGGAAAAAUGUCUGAAAUGGAACUGAAAGCCUUUGGAAGUGGCAUUGAUAUGAAACCAGGCACACCUCCAAUCGGUGGCAGAAGCACAACACCAACUUCUAGUCCCUUCCGGGCUACUUCCACAAGUCCGAACAGCCAGUCCAGCAAAAUGAACAGCAUUGUCUAUCAGAAGCAGUUCCAAUCAGCCCCUCCCACUGUGCGAAUGACACAGCCGUUCCCUACACAGUUUGCACCCCAGAUACUCUCUCAGCCUAACCUGGUCCCUCCAUUGGUAAGAGCCCCACAUACUAACACCUUCCCAGCGCCUGUUCAGAGGCCACCAAUGGCACUGGCCAGUCAGAUGCCUCCUCCGCUGACCACAGGCCUCAUGAGCCAUGCUCGUUUGCCACAUGUAGCCAGGGGUCCUUGUGGAUCACUAUCUGGAGUCAGAGGUAAUCAGGCCCAGGCUGCGUUGAAGGCUGAACAAGACAUGAAGGCAAAGCAAAGAGCAGAGGUUCUUCAGUCCACGCAGCGGUUCUUCUCUGAACAGCAACAGAGCAAACAGAUAGGAGGCAAAGCCCAGAAAGUGGACAGUGAUUCGAGUAAACCUCCUGAAACACUGGCUGACCCUUCUGGGGUCUGUCAGGACAAAAUAGAAGAGAAGCCAUCCCCUGCACCCACCAUAGCCUCUAAACCUGUUAGAACUGGACCAAUCAAACCUCAGGCCAUCAAAACAGAAGAAACAAAAUCUUAAAGGCUGUGGGUUAUUGCAGGGAUUGGGGAGGGCGGGGGGAGCAGGGAGAAUGAAGUCUGAUGAUGCCUGUGACAUUAUCGUGUCUAGAGUCUGUGGAGUGCACAAGGGACAGAGGAGCGGCUCACACAGCUCCUGCACCCGUAGGAACGAGGCUUUGCAAGCUUUCCCCUUCUGUGUAACAUGUGCUUGGUUGAUGACCGUGCAGCUCCGGUCAAAUUUAUAUACAAAUAUUUGCACAAGUUUCUCAAGUGCAUACAAUCUAGACCUAACAGUCCUUAAUGGUCAGGCAAAACUACAGAAUUCAGAGGAAAACAGCACUGCAGAGGAAUAGUUGGGCCUGAACAAUGUGGUGGUCCCAGCCAAAACAUGAGAUGUGGCUUCUUUGCUGCCUUCUGUUCUUUGGAUAUGAUUAUGGCAUUGAUUGGCUUGCAGGCAAAGAACUGAAGAUGACUGGUGCUGGGUAGAGGAGCCUUAUUUUUUUAUUAUGGCAGCUUUGCUAUUUUUGUAACGUGAUUGAGUUGACUACAAUCAAAGUACAGUGGUAACCGAUCUCCCCUUCUUCCCGGAUGAGUGAGCAGGUGGUGUAAUAUUGAUGUCAGCAUCCUUGAACCUGCCAAAUGAACCAUGUUUGGCGACUGCUUCUGAUUCAAGUGGUGCUGUGUGUUGCUUGUGAUCCAAAGCUUUGAAAUGCUAUUUUGGCAUCUCCUUUUUGUCCAUGGAGCUCUCAACAUUCAAAUGUGUAAAAUACGAGUUAGGUUGGAUCUUGCUUGCCUCCUCUCCAGCAUCUUCCUAUGAAUCAUUUUUUUCCCGUUUUUUUAACGGUUUUGGUUUUC